CCGGGCGGAACGCGCGGGGCGGGGCGGCGCAGGGGGUGGGGUGGGGCGUGCACGGCGGCGGCGGCGGCGCGGAAGCUGGCGGGAGGCGCGGAGGCCGCGGGCAGGGUUGCCAGGGGCAAGGGGGGCGCCGGCCCAGCUGACUGGCAGGCGGCGAGGGGGCAACCUGGCCGCCGUUUAGAAACAGCAGUUGGCUCCUCCCGGUCUUUGCCCGCCUGACGCGGAGACCCUGGGAGCCCGCGAGGCGAGCGGUCGCGGGCUGUUGCACCGCCGCGGAGACGCUGGGGCCGCCGGGCACCCGAGAGCGAGCCCAGCAUGUCGCUGCCUCCGGAGAAGGCGUCUGAACUGAAGCAGCUCAUCCACCAGCAGCUGAGCAAGAUGGAUGUCCAUGGCAGGAUAAGAGAAAUCCUUGCUGAAACUAUACGUGAAGAAUUGGCACCUGAUCAACAACAGUUAUCAACGGAAGAUUUGAUCAAAGCCCUUAGACGCCGGGGAAUCGUUGAUGAUGUGAUGAAAGAACUUAAUUUUGUUCCUGAUAAUGUUGAUCAAGAACUUCCUUCCUCUCCAAAACAACCUGUUUGCUUUACUGACAGACAGUCAACGCUGUUAAAAAAAACUAAUAUUGAUCCAACACGGAGGUAUCUUUACCUUCAGGUUUUGGGUGGAAAAGCUUUCUUGGAACACCUGCAAGAACCCGAGCCUUUACCAGGACAACCUUGUUCAACUUUUACUUUAUGUUUACAUUUUCGAAACCAACGUUUUCGUUCUAAACCUGUUCCAUGUGCCUGUGAACCAGAUUUUCAUGAUGGCUUUUUACUUGAAGUACACAGAGAAAACUUAGGUGAUGGAACUCGAAUGGCUGAUUCAACAACAAUGUUAUCAAUAAGUGACCCAGUUCACAUGGUGCUAAUCAAAACAGAUAUAUUUGCUGAGACCACUUUAGUAGCAUCCUAUUUUCUUGAAUGGCGAUCAGUUUUGGGCUCAGAAAAUGGAGUAACCAAUCUUACUGUGGAACUUAUGGGUGUAGGCACAGAAUCAAAAGUUUCUGUGGGGAUUUUAAAUAUAAAACUUGAGAUGUACCCACCGCUCAAUCAAACAUUAUCUCAGGAAGUAGUGAACACGCAACUUGCUUUGGAACGUCAGAAAACUGCAGAGAAAGAGAGGUUAUUUCUUGUAUAUGCUAAGCAGUGGUGGAGAGAAUAUUUGCAAAUUCGACCCUCACACAACUCACGGCUGGUUAAGAUUUUUGCACAGGAUGAAAAUGGGAUAAAUAGACCCGUCUGUUCUUAUGUUAAACCACUUCGAGCUGGGAGGCUUCUGGAUACUCCAAGGCAGGCAGCAAGAUUUGUUAAUGUCCUUGGUUACGAAAGAGCCCCUGUUAUCGGAGGAGGAGGUAAACAGGAACAGUGGUGCACUCUGCUGGCCUUUCUCUGUAGAAACAAGGGUGACUGUGAAGACCAUGCUAACCUUCUCUGCAGCCUCCUUCUUGGGUACGGGCUGGAAGCCUUUGUCUGUGUUGGGACCAAGGCCAAAGGAGUGCCCCAUGCAUGGGUCAUGACGUGUGGGACUGAUGGAACCAUCACCUUUUGGGAGAGUUUAACAGGACACAGGUAUAUCCACAAACCUACCAAUCCUGAUGAACCUCCAGCUGCUGAACAGCCUAAACCAUUGUAUCCAUAUAAAACAGUUGGCUGUGUUUUCAAUCAUCAGAUGUUCCUAGGAAAUUGUCAGCCCUCUGACUCAGUAGAAAGCUGUGUAUUUGAUUUGAAUGAUGAGUCCAAGUGGAAACCCAUGAGUGAAGAAGCAAUUAAAUCCGUGUGUGCUCCGGGGCUACAACGUCCCUUCCCCCCUCCCCCGCUAUGCGCUUCCACGAUCGAUGCUUCUGUAACAAGCAAUGAAAUUGAAAUGCAACUGAGGCUACUUGUAUCAGAACACAGGAAGGAUCUUGGCCUCACUACUGUGUGGGAAGACCAGCUUUCCUAUCUCUUAUCACCAGCUCUGGCUGCUUAUGAAUUUGAGCGUACAACAAGUAUAUCUGCAGGCAACGAGGAGUUUCAAGAUGCCAUAAGGAGGGCUGUGCCUGAUGGGCACACGUUUAAAGGGUUCCCAAUACACUUUGUGUAUAGAAAUGCAAGGCGUGCGUUUGCCACAUGUCUUCGGUCUCCUUUCUGUGAAGAAAUAAUCUGUUGCCGUGGAGACCAGGUGCGACUGGCAGUUCGUGUCCGAGUGUUUACUUACCCUGAAUCUGCAUGUGCUGUUUGGAUCAUGUUUGCUUGUAAAUAUCGCUCUGUACUAUAGGAGUAACAUUUAUAUUCUGUAAGAAUAUACCUGGGAGUUCUUUUGUGGCUCAGCGGGUUAAGAAACCAGCGUUGUCACUGCAGUGGCCCAGGUCACUGCUAUGGCACAGGUUCAGUCCCUGGUGUCCGGGGAACUUGCACAUGCCAAGGGUGUGGACAAAAAAAAAAAAAAAAAAAAAAAAAAAGAAUAUACCUGUGUUUCAUUUGAAUUUUACACAUUGUACCUCACUAGCUGUAUAGAGCUUCAUUAUUUUAAAAGUCACAAUCUGUCUUGGAUGUCAUGUUUCACUUUUAUAUGUAUUUGACUAAUAAUGUUUGAAAAAGAUCAUGAUGUGUGUAUUUAAAAUUUAGGGAUGAAAACUUUAUACAUCUCAGUGAAAUUUAGUAUAAAUUAAAUGUAUAUCCUAUUUUAAUAAAUGUUAAUUUGUUUAUAGGUAGUAGUUUAAAUAUGAAUAUGAAAUUUGCUCAGUUUUCAUUACAUUAACAGGUAAUCAGAAAGAUACUUGUCUAAGGGUUUGAGCCAUAGUAAAAUUAAUAUUUUUCAUAGAUUAAUCGGAUUAUUUUAUAUAAAUUAGGAAAAUUAACUUCAUAACAGAUUUAUUACAUAGGUGAAAAUACAUUUUGAUGAAUUAUUUUGUAGUUUAUUCAUAACUGUAGGGAUAUUAUAACUUUCCAGAGAUGUAUGGAAAGGCAUGGAUGCAGGAGUAGGAAAAAAACUAGUACCAGAAAAGCAUAAAUAUUAAUAACAAAACAAACCUCACAUGAAGGUACACGAAUAAUUUAUAAAUAAUUUGUUAGUUUAAGUCAUUAUAAAAAUGAAUUGGGUAUCUUAUUAUUAUUAUUAUUUUUUUGUCUUUUUUAUUUGUUUAUUUUUGUCUUUUUUAGGGCCACACCCAUGCACAUGGAGGUUCCCAGGCCAGGGGUCCAGUCGGAGCUGUAGUUGCUGGCCUACGCUAGAGCCAUAGCAACUCUGGAUCCAAGCUGCAUCUGCGACCCACACCACAGGCCGUAGCAAUGCCAGAUCCUUAACCCACUGAGCGAGGCCGGGGAUCGAACCUGCAACCUCAUGGUUCCUGGUCGGAUUCAUUAACCACUGAGCCACGAUGGGAACUCCAUGAUAAAUAUUUUAAAAAGUCCGAAAAUAUCCUUCUUCUAUCAUUUUUUAUUGAAAAUGAUCAGAUGUUUCUUGAGAGACUGACAUAACAUGAAAGAAUUAGCAAGAAUUAAGACUUCUUUAUUCUGUUGCCAAAAUUACUCAAAAAGCUCUCAACAGAAAAUUGCUUGUAAUUUUCAGCUUUUGGAACAAACUAUUUAUGAAGCAUGAACUAAGAAGCAGAUGAUAUUAAGCUCAAGGUUGUGUUAUCUUUGAGACUGGGCUUUCUGCCUCAUUGUGCCAGAGUAGCACAUGCACUUAUAAUGCACCUUUGGUGUAUAUUGUAAAAUAAAUUUCCUUUUUAUGCACUUUAGUAUUAGAGUCCAGCAUGAAUUAAUAUUUUCCUUUAAAGAUGAUUUAUUUCAAAAUAUUUCAGUGUAUUUAUCACUAGAAUUAUGUUACUCUUCUUACUAACAAUUUUCUUUUUAAAAAUUAAAUUUACCUUGUAUAUAUAAUUCUGUCAUAAAAGUUGUUUUUCUAUUAAAAUUGUAAGAAUUUUUUAAUAUAAUGCUUCUAAUGUGUUCUUUUUGACAAUAUGUGCACGAAAGUAGUUCUGUGUAUAUAUAUAUAUAAUUAAUAGGUGUGUUUAUUUAAUAGAAUAUCAGAAACCUAGAAACUUCAUUACUCAAGCGUGGACUUGUUGAAUAAAACUUAUUAAAUUCAGUUUCAACUAAUUGAAUAGUCCAAGUGCCUUUAAGAUUUUUUUCUGGUAUUGAGGUGUACGUUUUUAGCUGUGGUCUGCAGAAACAUCAAUAACUUGGCAGUUCUGGAAUGUACGCACAUUUGAAAGUAUUUUUCUGCUUCUGAACAAAGGCAAGAGUUGAGCCAAACAAAUCGUAGGUUUUAUAUUCAAAAAUAAUAUUGCUGGUAAAGUAGUAAUCUGUGCCAGGCAUUUGACUAUUAGAAGGCAUUAGUUAUGCUUUAGUUACAAACCAUCAACUGCUUAAAGUAACUCAUUCACACUUCUGGUUUCAUGCUCUACUAAACAAGAAAGUAGGUUAGACUAUGCAAUUUCAUAUUUUUUUUCCUUUGGCUCAAAAUAACAAUUUCGUACUUACAGUAGAUAAGUAUAGGAGUCAAAUCUGUUUUUAACAUGCGCUUAACUUUUAUACCAAUGAAAGCAGCAUUGCUUUCGAACAGUUAAAUAAUUUGAGAUUAGCCAAAGCCUAUAUAAAAUCUUAAAAACCAAAUAACCAAACACAUAAACUAGAAGCCAUCUAGUUUUGAAGAACUUUUAACAUAUUGUUUAUAGCAUAUUCUACUUUUAAAGUAUAAGUUCCUUUAUAAUCAUUAAGGCAUUUAAAUGUGGGUAUUAAAUGUUUAAUAUUUCCUUCUGA
Messenger RNA from Sus scrofa (pig), 4784 nucleotides. It is a transcript of the gene CEP76, whose product is annotated as centrosomal protein 76. Gene Ontology annotation, biological process: regulation of centriole replication. Lineage: Eukaryota; Metazoa; Chordata; Mammalia; Artiodactyla; Suidae. Gene Ontology annotation, cellular component: centriole. The record is from RefSeq and is a predicted model, not a curated record.